AUGUCCUUACAGCCUGCCUUGCUGGGUGCCUGUGUCCCUCCUGUUAACCUACAGCAGUCACUUCUUCUCGAUCAUUCACGCAUCAGGCUUGGACUCGAGAGAGCAGACACAGCUGGAAAGGCUCUUACCGUCAUAGUGGAUUUGCUAGAAAAAUAUGGACAGGGAGGAAACUGUAUGGAGAGCCCCAUGGCAUUUACAUACCAUAACAGUUUUCUGAUAGCCGACAGAAAGGAAGCAUGGGUGCUGGAGACAUCAGGAAAAUACUGGGCAGCAGAAAAAGUAGAAGGAGGCGUACGGAAUAUUUCCAACCAGCUCUCUAUCACAACCAAGAUUGACAGAGAACACCCGGAAUUGAGGGAAUAUGCCAAAAGCAAGGGCUGGUGGGACGGGGAAAAGGAAUUUGAUUUCGCUGCCGCAUAUUCUUACGUAAAUACCGCCAGAAUGACCACAUCCAGAGGCCGAUAUUGUGAAGGCUAUAAACUUCUGAACAAACACAAAGGAUCUAUCACUUCUGAAAUAAUGAUGGAAAUUCUUCGUGACAAAGAGAGUGGCAUUAACAUGGAAGGUGGAUUUAUGACAACUGGAAGCAUGGUGUCUGUAUUGCCUCAGCAAGCUGAUCUGCCGUGUAUUCACUUCUUUACCGGAACUCCAGAUCCUGCGAGGUCUGUAUUCAAGCCUUUCAUUUUUGUGCCCAAUGUGACUCAGUUAUCAAAAACUAGAUCCCCUACAUUUGGUAAUGAUGAUCCAGUUAAGAAGCAACCACGUUUUCAGAGUAAGCCAGAUCGAAGACAUGAGCUCUAUAAAAAACAUGAAAGUGCUGCUGUAGUUAUGGAAACCGUCAAGGGCAAAGGUAAAGAGAUGCUGAAAGAGAUGCAGGAGUUGGAGAAACAGAAGAUAAGUGAAAUGGAAUCAAUCCUGCAAAACGGAUGUCUUGACACUAACCAAGUGGUUAACCUUUUUUCACAGUGUGUAGAAGAAGAACUCAAAAUAUAUAGCUAAAACUACUCUUUCAGUGUGGUAAAAUUCAGAUUUACGAUUACCUUUUCUAAUGAAGUGGCUGUAUAGAUUACAUCUUAUUUUCAAUAUGCCAGCUCAUAUGGACAGUUUUAAAGAUGCAGAUUCAUAUUCAGGCCAGACAGCUUUUGGUUGUAAGAAGCAACGCUGAAAAGGCUCUUAAGAGCUAGGCAGUGGCUUUGUCUGUACGUGGCAUAAAGCUGUCAGCAAAGAUUGAUUUUGCCGACAAACAGGUGCAAUUAGAAUGUAAUAGCUUGACUAAAUUGCUGAACAAUCCCAUCUCUGGAUGAAGAACACGAACUCAGAUUUGGAGAACUCUUGUUUUAGUGUAGACACAGGUAGCUUUUACAGUCAAGAUGAUUGUAGCAGAAUUUCACAUUGCCUGAAUUAAAAUGGCCAUGCUGAAGGACUUUCUAAAAUGUAGAAGCUAUUACUUGCACUGAAUAAAAAGGAAAGUGAUAUGCAAGUCAAGUAAGCUUGAUAUUCAGCUGUUU
Opisthocomus hoazin is the source of this 1508-nucleotide messenger RNA. Lineage: Eukaryota; Metazoa; Chordata; Aves; Opisthocomiformes; Opisthocomidae. The record is from RefSeq and is a predicted model, not a curated record.